AUAAGCAGAUAAAUACAUCAACUAAAUAAAGAAGACCAUGUAAAACAAGCACUCACACAACACUCUUAUGGAGAAUACUGAUGACUCUGAAUGCACGCAAGAUGAAUGGUGUGAUUUAGAAAGUUCUACGGACACGGAUGUCGAACUCACUGCAUGGCAUGAGGUACAGAACGUACCCGUGCUCGAUGGGAUUGCGGACUUGCUACGGCUUACCCUAGAGGACGCACAGGUAUGUCGGAAGGAUAUUCAUAAGGUCCUCCAAAAGGAGGGUGCCGAGUUGGAUUGGCGCGAAUCACUCAAACGUGUGGAAAGUGCUGCCGUUUCUCAAAUCAGAAGUGAGAAGAAAGUUGCAUUCAAAAGAACGUGGCAAUGUCCGUCCUGUGGUAAAGAGCAGAAGACUGUAGACCUUCAUAAGAGGUUACGAACGAAGACACCCCCUGUCCACAGUAGCUUACCGCUUUGCAGCGAAGCGACACUCAAGUGCUCCUCGUGCGACUAUCAAAGUUGCUAG
Molecule: messenger RNA, 511 nt
Organism: Phytomonas sp. EM1
Lineage: Eukaryota; Euglenozoa; Kinetoplastea; Trypanosomatida; Trypanosomatidae
Source: the annotation of a GenBank genome assembly